Molecule: messenger RNA, 436 nt
Organism: Notothenia coriiceps (black rockcod)
Lineage: Eukaryota; Metazoa; Chordata; Actinopteri; Perciformes; Nototheniidae
Gene: gng10
Product: guanine nucleotide binding protein (G protein), gamma 10
Exons: 3
Coding region: 119-325 (68 amino acids)
Biological process (GO): G protein-coupled receptor signaling pathway
Cellular component (GO): heterotrimeric G-protein complex
Molecular function (GO): G-protein beta-subunit binding
Source: RefSeq, a predicted model, not a curated record
CUUUUCUUUCUGUGCACUCAGCUCCGGUGUGGAAAGACUGAACGGGACGUACUUUCCUUUUCUUUCAUUUUUUACAAAGAACAACUCUCUCACUCUGCCCUAAAACAUCUCCAGCAACAUGACCUCGAAUUCCAAUGUAUCCAACAUGAGACGCCUCGUGGAGCAACUGAAGCUGGAGGCGAGCGUGGAGAGAAUCAAGGUGUCGCAGGCGGCUGCGGAGCUGCAACAGUUUUGUCUGCAGAACGCAUCUAAAGACGCGCUUCUGGUCGGGGUCCCCACGGGGAGCAACCCCUUCAGAGAGCCUCGAUCCUGCACCGUGGUGUGAAGACAACUCAGGGAGGACGAGGAACUUGCAGAAGAGGAUCAUUUUGUUUUGUUUGUUACAUUUAUGAUGAAAAACUAUUAACUGUUCAAAUAAAUGCCUUGUUUUAUUUCA